This is a messenger RNA of Panonychus citri (citrus red mite), 1185 nucleotides long. Its product is annotated as cleavage and polyadenylation specificity factor subunit 5-like. The coding region runs from base 165 to 884 and encodes 239 amino acids. The record is from RefSeq and is a predicted model, not a curated record. The transcript has 2 exons. Gene Ontology annotation, molecular function: mRNA binding. Lineage: Eukaryota; Metazoa; Arthropoda; Arachnida; Trombidiformes; Tetranychidae. Gene Ontology annotation, cellular component: mRNA cleavage factor complex.
UGUCUUUUCUUUUACUCAUUGAAGAUUCUCAUUGAAAAUCUUUAAUCAUUCGAUGAUUUGAUUGAUUGAUUGAUGAUUUAUUUAUGAUAUUAAAGUUGUUUAGUGAUUAGUUAACGUUUGUAAGUUUAGUUUACACUCUUUCUAGUUGAAUAGUUGUUUAGAUUAUGUCGGUGACUGGUGUUACUAUUACUCCACCAGCAACAACUGGAUGGCCAAAAGUGAAAACUGAAUCAGGAGAAAGACAAUCAACUUAUACCGGCAAAUAUUUAGCUUCUAACAAUUUACUUUCGGUAACUUGUAAUCGAACAAUUAAUCUAUAUCCAUUAUCAAAUUAUACUUUUGGUACUAAAGAUGCUCUAUUUGAGAAAGAUCCAUCAGUUCCUGCUCGAUUUCAACGAAUGAAAGAUGAAUUUGAAAAGGUCGGAAUGAGAAGAUCAGUUGAAGGAGUUUUACUUGUCCAUGAACAUCGACUUCCUCAUGUUUUACUCCUUCAAUUAGGAACAACUUUCUUUAAAUUACCUGGAGGUGAAUUAAAAGCAGGAGAAGAUGAAGUCGAAGGACUAAAAAGACUUCUAACCGAAACACUAGGUCGUCAAGAUGGAAUAGCCAAUGAGUGGACAAUUGAAGAUACAAUUGGUAAUUGGUGGAGACCCAAUUUUGAGCCACCCCAAUAUCCAUAUGUACCACCACAUAUAACCAAACCCAAGGAACACAAGAGACUAUUUUUGGUCCAAUUACCUGAGAAAGCUUUAUUUGCCGUACCUAAGAAUUAUAAAUUAGUGGCCGCUCCACUUUUCGAGCUGUAUGACAAUGCUCAAGGCUAUGGACCGAUCAUCUCAUCUUUACCUCAAACCUUAAGUCGAUUCAAUUUCAUUUAUCUAUGAUCAAUGAUGAUGAUUUAUCCAUUUAAUUGGGUUGCAUGUGUUAUCUUUAUGUUUUCUAAUCUUUUUUUUUUCGAUUGCCGUAGAUAAUAUUAACUAAUUUCAUCAAUACGAAUAUAUCAGCAUUCCUUUAAUUGUGUCUCUAUAAAAUCUUGAGUUCUAAAUCAUCUUCACACCUCUUCAAUCAUCCUCAUCACCAAGAUCUCUGAGAUUAUAUUUUCAUCUUCAUCUUCAUCAUUUACUUUUCAUUGUUUUAACUCAAGUUUUUUUUUCCUUUCAAAUUAAUAUCUUUUAAGAGACUUUA